Aspergillus homomorphus CBS 101889 is the source of this 1182-nucleotide messenger RNA. Its product is annotated as EXPERA domain-containing protein. Gene Ontology annotation, molecular function: C-8 sterol isomerase activity; steroid Delta-isomerase activity; cholestenol delta-isomerase activity. NCBI's taxonomy places the organism in Eukaryota, Fungi, Ascomycota, Eurotiomycetes, Eurotiales, Aspergillaceae. The coding region runs from base 170 to 961 and encodes 263 amino acids. Gene Ontology annotation, cellular component: membrane; endoplasmic reticulum. Gene Ontology annotation, biological process: sterol biosynthetic process. The record is from RefSeq and is a predicted model, not a curated record. The transcript has 4 exons.
UGAUCUUAUGAGGAGAGAUAGCCGAAAUCAAUCGGAGAUUCGAGAUUUUAACUGACCAGCAUGACCUCAUGAAACAUGCCAAUGUUGUGAAAUAUCCAACCUACUAGAAACUCCGUACGAUGUAAAGCGUGGCUCAAAUGGCAGCUCGAAUAUAUAUCUUCCGCUGGGAAUGCGAUCUCGCAGAUCCAAGCUGUUCUCAGUCGGCAAAACUUAUGGAGAAACCCCCACAGAGUUUUCACAGCAAUUGCACACGAUUGAAGAACAAGUCAUCAUGGCACUUCAGACUCCCUCCCAUCCUUUCUACCCCAUCGAUGCGAUCAUUGAGGACUACGCGCCCAAUGAAGCUCCUCUGCUCACUAUCUUAACUACUGCAAGUCUUGGUGCGACGGCUCUCCUGGGUACAACUUGGCUACUGACCGGCUUCAAACGACCCCAAAUAACAACGGUAGAUCGGAUUGCCAUCCUGUGGUUUGUGCUCUCCGGAAGCAUCCACUGCUUCUUUGAAGGAUACUUCAUGAUCCAUCAUGACCGCAUGGCAUCCGCACAAGACUUCUUCGGGCAGCUCUGGAAAGAAUAUGCCCUGUCUGAUUCCCGGUACAUGACCUCCGACACGCUUGUGCUUUGCAUGGAGACUAUUACUGUGCUUGUCUGGGGUCCCUUGUGCUUUUUGGUGGCAUAUUUCAUUGCGACUCAACACUCCCUGCGCCAUCCGUUCCAGAUCGUUGUCUGCAUGAGCCACCUCUACGGCGAUAGCCUGUACUAUGCCACCAGCUUAUUCGAUCAUUAUGUGCAUGGAAUCGCCUACUGCCGUCCCGAAGCCCUCUAUUUUUGGGUCUAUUACUUCUUCAUGAACUUCAUCUGGAUUGUGGUUCCCUUCUACUACCUCUACCAGAGUAUGCGGACGAUCUCAGCGGCCUUUAAGACCAUGGGAGAGAGAUCUAUGCAGCAAAAGGCGCGAUAAAUCCCAAGAGUAUGAUGUCAUCGAAUCCCGGGCGGUUUGAGACGAGGGGAAAAUGGAGACGGCGAGCCUCGACUAGUCCUGAUUACUGCCCGGGUGGUCUAGGCUAGGCAGACGAUGAGGCCCUUUUCCGCGUGGGAUCAACAUUCCGGCCGGGGAUCGGACAUGCCAUCAUCAUUGUUCAGAUUGAGGGGGCAUCUUUCAUCGAUCUCUCGCCCACGUCG